This is a messenger RNA of Megalops cyprinoides (Indo-Pacific tarpon), 1960 nucleotides long. It is a transcript of the gene myef2, whose product is annotated as myelin expression factor 2. The coding region runs from base 82 to 1800 and encodes 572 amino acids. Gene Ontology annotation, molecular function: mRNA binding. The record is from RefSeq and is a predicted model, not a curated record. Gene Ontology annotation, cellular component: cytoplasm; post-mRNA release spliceosomal complex; nucleus. The transcript is spliced from 17 exons. Gene Ontology annotation, biological process: regulation of mRNA stability involved in response to oxidative stress. Lineage: Eukaryota; Metazoa; Chordata; Actinopteri; Elopiformes; Megalopidae.
CGAUUUCCGAUUGAAGCUGUGCAGUGGCGGACUGAGUGUGUUGGGUACAGCACGACUUCUCAGCUGCGUAAACUUGUUAUCAUGGACGAUAUUAAACAAGAGCCUGAAGAUCAACUGGAAGAAACAACUACGGCCGCAGAACUCGAAAAUGAACCGCCACAGGAGAACACGAACGGCGUGAAAACUGAAGAAGCUGAGGAGGCCCCCAAGGAGAAGUCCGAGCUGAAAGAGAAAUCUGGCGGCAGGAGAUCAAACCGGUUUCAGCCUUACUCCAAAGAGAAGCAUGCCGGCGCUGGAGACAAGAAGGGUGUCCACAGAAACCGAGUGUUCAUUAGCAAUAUCCCGUAUGACAUGAAGUGGCAGGCAAUUAAAGAUCUCAUGAGAGAGAAAGUCGGUGAGGUUACAUACGUGGAGCUCUUUAAGGAUGCAGAAGGAAAGUCAAGGGGUUGUGGUGUUGUGGAAUUCAAAGAUGAAGAAUUUGUGAAGAAGGCGAUAGAAGUUAUGAACAAGUACGAUCUGCAUGGCAGGCCUCUUAACAUCAAGGAGGACCCCGAUGGUGAGCACGCUCGCAGAGUCCUGCAGCGCUCAGGCGGCAUGUACCCAGGGGGGCGUGGCCAAGACGGGGGUCCAGGUGGAAUGAACCUGCCCCCAUCCAUUGCCAACAAUCCGAAUAUCCCUCUUGAGGUCAUAAACGCCCUGCAGGCUGGCAGGCUUGGAUCCACGGUGUUCGUGGCCAAUCUUGAUUUCAAAGUUGGCUGGAAGAAGCUGAAGGAGGUUUUCGGCAUGGCUGGAACAGUCAAAAGGGCUGAUGUCAAAGAGGAUAAAGACGGCAAGAGCCGUGGAAUGGGAACUGUCACCUUCGACCAAGCCCUCGAAGCCGUUCAGGCCAUAUCUAUGUUCAAUGGUCAGAUGUUGUUUGACAGGCCCAUGCAUGUUAAGAUGGAUGACAAGUCAAUUCCCCCAGACGAUUUUCGUCCAGUAGAGAAAUCACCUCAGUUGCCAAGGGGUCUCGGUGGUAUUGGGAUGGGCUUGGGGCCUGGAGGACAGCCAAUCAAUGCAAACCGUCUGAGUGGGGGUGGAGGCAUGGGGAACAUGGGGCCUGGAGGCAUGGAUGGGCCUGGGUUUGGAGGAAUGGGCAGAAUGGGAGGGAUGAGCGGUGGCGGGUACGGGGGCAUGGAUGGCAUGGGUAACAUGGGCGGCUACGGCGGCAGAGACGUGGGACCCAUGGGGAGGAUGGGAGACAUGUAUCGCUCUGGAAUGGGUGGCCUUGACCGAGACUUCGGCAGAAACGACAUGUCCAUGAAUCGAGGCUUUGGAGAUUCCUUUGGGGGAAUGGGAGGUGGAAUGGGAGGCUAUGGAGGAGGCAUGGGUAAUGCUGGCAUGGGUCCAAUGGGGUCUGGAAUAGGCAGUGGAAUGGGGAGCAUGGGCAUGGAUCGCAUGAGCUCCAGUUUCGACCGGAUGGGCGGCGGCAUGGACAUGAACCGUGGAUACGGGGGCUACGGGGGCGGCUCAGGAUACAUGGGCGGCGGGAUGUCUGACCGGGGCUCGGGGUCAAAGGCCGGCUGCCAAAUCUUUGUGCGAAAUCUUUCCUAUGACCUUACCUGGCAGAAGCUCAAGGAGAAGUUCAGUCAUUGUGGCCAAGUGAUGUUUGCCGAAAUUAAAAUGGAAAAUGGGAAGUCGAAGGGGUGCGGAACAGUACGCUUUGAUUCGCCGGAGAGCGCGGAGCAGGCGUGCCGAAUGAUGAACGGCACCAAAAUCAACGGGAGAGAAGUGGACGUCCGCAUCGACCGAAACGCUUAAGAUCCCGUAGCAAUGUUCACACCCAACUCCCUCCUUCAGUUUUUGUUUUGUUUUAAAAACACUUUCCCCCUUGCAGUCCUCAGUGAUCAUCACCAGCCUCUGUAUCUGGAUGUGCGUAGGGUUACUUUAUAUUCCGUGACACUUUUUUUUUUUUUUGUAA